CCCUGCCCUUCCCAACAGACUGGGUUGUGGGCUGGGGGAAGCUGCAGCCUCUGCCACCUGUCACCCACUGCCCCAGCCCCUCUGCACCUGCUCUGGGCCCGGGAGCCCUUGAACGCCACCAGCAAAGCCCUAGAAGACUGUCCUCCUGAUUACCACCAGCAAAGCCCUAGAAUACCUUGUCCUACGUGAGCAGAUGAAGAGACCAGGCGCGGGGAAUUUCCUGGCUCGCCCACGGUCUCGCAGCCGGGUCGCGGCAGCUUCUCGGGUCACAGCUCUUCCCCGCCAGGCAGAGGAGGAGGGCAGCGCCGGCCCCGCGCUCCGGGCCCCCGCCCCCGUCCCGGGUUUCGACAGGCCCCGGGCCGCCGCCGCCCCGCUCUGCACAAGACACUCCGAGACGCCACCGGCCCGUCGGGCGGCGGCAAAGCGAGUCCCCAGGCGCGGCGCGGGCGGCGGCGCGGGAGCCCCGGAAGGCCCGGCCGGCGCGUGCGGGAGGCCCCGCCGGAGGACACCUCCUUUGCCCAGGCCGUCGGCUCUGCAGCCACCCCGGUGUGCGGUGCUGCCCUACUGGAGAAGCUUCUUGGACUGAGCCAACAGCUAUAGUGGACGCCUUGGACAGGGUCUGUGGAUAUGUACGGAGUCAGGACAUAGGGGUAGCCAGAUUUCACACUGAGCAGCUGCAGACGGAGACAUUGCAACCCAGCCCCAGAUUCCGAGCGGCCUGCAGGGGACUCUCUCCUCCUCCUUGGGCAGGAAGCCCCCGAGGCCGCUUGUCUCCAGCGGGUCCCCGGGCUGCCAUGGAACUCGCAGCCGCCGCCCCCUGGCUGCCCUCCUCACUGCCAGGCAGAUAAGGCGGGUGUCGCCCCAAGAAGCACCUGCCCUGGCCCCCCUGCCCGGCCGCCGGGCUCCUCCGACCCUGUGGCCACCUGAGCUGACCUGGGGCCAUGUAGGUAGCCCCGCGUGGGCCCCUGUGGACGUGCUGGGGGACGGCUGCCUGUGCUCUCCGAGGGACCCGCACACCACCAUGCCCCGGGGAUACGCCUGGCUGCACUAUCUCGGGAUUCUCCUCGGCGUAGCCCUGGGGAACGAGGGCUGGACCCCGGGGGAGGAGUGUGUCGUCACGGGCUUUCUGCGGGACAAGCUGCAGUACAGGAACCGGCUCCAGUACCUGAAACACUACUUCCCCAUCAACUACAGAGUCGGUGUGCCUUACGAGGCGGUGCUUAGAAUCGCCAACAUCACCAGGCUGCAGCAGGCCCAGGUGAGCGAGCAGGAGCUGCGGUACCUGUGGGUCUGGGUGAGCCUCAGUGCCACGGAGUCGGUGCAGGACGUGCUGCUCGAGGGCCACCCGUCCUGGCAGUACCUGGAGGACGUACAGACGCUGCUGCUGGAUGUCCAGCGCAGCCUCAUGGAUGUGGAGGUCAGCCCCAAGGUGGAAGCCAUGCUGUCACCCCUGAGUGCCCCGGGCCUGAAGCCGGUGCGGCCCAAGGCCCUGCUGGACAACUGCUUCCGCGUCAUGGAGAUGCUGUAUUGCUCUUGCUGUAAACAAAGCUCCGUCCUAAACUGGCAGGACUGUGAGGUGUCCACCUCUCAGGCCCGUGGUCCAUGGCCCCUGUUGCAGUGUGCAGCUGCCCAGCUAUACCGUUCGUCCCAGCAGCCCCCCACCUCCCCGCUGGGUGUCCCGGGACUGAGAGCUGGCCCUGCGGCUCAGGGACGCUGGUGAGGGGAGGGGACGGGGGCCUCUCACCCUGAGUGGCCUGUGGUGCCCAGGCUGGGGCAGCGGACGGCCCAGGUGCUCACAGGAGCUGCUGGGCCUGAGGCUUUGCCAGGGCAGCCCCACUUGGGAGAGGAGCCGUGAGAAGAGCUCUUUUCUUGGAGGGGGAUUGUGUGCCAGAGAAGGGCUCAGCUUCCCACCUUCCUUCCGGACCCCACACAGUCUCCCUGGCCCUGGGGGGCCUGGGCGAGCUGAAGGCAGACAGGACAGAGCCCACAGCCCCUCGGGGCACGGCCUUCCCUGCCUCCCCUGCCCCGUGCCGGUGCUGAGGCCAGAAUGGUGCCCAGUGGGUGGGUGUGGGUGGGUCCUCGCGGGACCCGGGCUUUCCAACCCUGCAGAGCCCGAUGCCGUGUCUUGCCAUGGUGGAUGCUCCUUUUAGUUUUUCUAUUAAACACCUGCUUUGUUUUGUU
Choloepus didactylus (southern two-toed sloth) is the source of this 2181-nucleotide messenger RNA. It is a transcript of the gene IL34, whose product is annotated as interleukin 34. NCBI's taxonomy places the organism in Eukaryota, Metazoa, Chordata, Mammalia, Pilosa, Megalonychidae. Bases 1022 to 1720 code for a protein of 232 amino acids. Gene Ontology annotation, molecular function: macrophage colony-stimulating factor receptor binding; cytokine activity. The record is from RefSeq and is a predicted model, not a curated record. Gene Ontology annotation, biological process: positive regulation of macrophage differentiation; positive regulation of cell population proliferation; positive regulation of protein phosphorylation. The transcript is spliced from 9 exons.